UAACCUAACUUCUAUAUCUUCCAUUCUCUUACCAUCCAUCCUUCAAAGUCAUCACUCUAUUUAUUUGACUAUCUCUUCCAAAACACAGCAAUCUUCCUUGCAAACAAUGGCACCAGCUCAAACUCUCACCUAUCUUGCUCAAGAAAAGACCCUCGAAUCCAGUUUUGUUCGCGAAGAAGAUGAGCGUCCAAAAGUUGCUUACAACAACUUCAGCAACGAGAUUCCAAUCAUUUCUCUUGAUGGAAUCGACGACGCUGGUGGCCGUAGGGCAGAGAUAUGCAACAAGAUUGUAGAAGCUUGUGAAAACUGGGGUAUCUUUCAAGUUGUUGAUCAUGGUGUGGAUUCAAAGCUUAUUUCUGAGAUGACUCGUUUUGCUAAAGGGUUCUUUGAUUUGCCGCCAGAAGAGAAGCUCCGGUUUGACAUGUCUGGUGGUAAAAAGGGUGGCUUCAUAGUCUCUAGUCAUCUUCAAGGAGAAGCUGUUAAAGAUUGGAGAGAGCUAGUGACAUAUUUUUCAUACCCAAUUAGACAAAGAGACUAUUCAAGGUGGCCAGACAAGCCAGAAGGAUGGAAAGAGGUAACAGAACAAUACAGUGAGAAACUAAUGAAUUUAGCAUGCAAGUUAUUGGAAGUGUUAUCUGAGGCUAUGGGGUUAGAAAAAGAUGCUCUAACAAAAGCAUGUGUUGAUAUGGAUCAAAAAGUUGUGAUCAAUUACUACCCAAAAUGCCCUCAACCAGACCUAACUCUUGGCCUAAAACGACACACUGACCCUGGCACUAUUACUCUAUUGCUUCAAGACCAAGUGGGUGGUCUUCAAGCUACCAAAGAUAAUGGUAAGACAUGGAUCACUGUUCAACCAGUUGAAGGUGCUUUUGUUGUUAAUCUUGGAGACCAUGGUCAUUAUCUAAGUAAUGGACGGUUCAAAAAUGCUGAUCACCAAGCAGUGGUGAAUUCCAACUAUAGCCGUUUAUCCAUAGCAACAUUCCAAAAUCCAGCACCAGAUGCAACUGUGUACCCUUUGAAGAUUAGAGAUGGAGAGAAAUCUGUGAUGGAAGAACCAAUCACUUUUGCUGAAAUGUAUAGGAGGAAGAUGAGCAAGGACCUUGAGAUUGCUAGGAUGAAGAAGCUGGCUAAGGAAGAAAAAGAACUUAGGGACUUAGAGAAGGCAAAAAUUGAAGCCAAGCCUUUGAAUGAGAUUCUUGCUUAAACUUAAUCUCCAGAUUAAUUAAUAAUUAUUUAUUGUUCCCUCAAGUGUGUUUAAAUGUCCUUGAUCGUGUAUCUCAGAGAUUAAUCUUCAAUAAUACUACAUAUGUGUUUAAUUAAAGUUCCCAAUAUAAAAAAUGUCAUUUGCUAGUGCAAGUAUAAAUUUUAUAACACGGGUUUAUUUUCUUAAG
Messenger RNA from Medicago truncatula (barrel medic), 1391 nucleotides. Its product is annotated as naringenin,2-oxoglutarate 3-dioxygenase. The transcript is spliced from 3 exons. Bases 107 to 1204 code for a protein of 365 amino acids. The record is from RefSeq and is a predicted model, not a curated record. Lineage: Eukaryota; Viridiplantae; Streptophyta; Magnoliopsida; Fabales; Fabaceae.